Molecule: messenger RNA, 829 nt
Organism: Nylanderia fulva
Lineage: Eukaryota; Metazoa; Arthropoda; Insecta; Hymenoptera; Formicidae
Product: mitochondrial 2-oxoglutarate/malate carrier protein
Source: RefSeq, a predicted model, not a curated record
UUUCGCUAAUGACAGAGUGACAGCUCAGAUCGUAACGCAUCCUAUGGAUGUUCUUAAAAUACGUAUGCAAGUGUCACGUAAUACUUUAUACGAUACAGCAUUGCAAACGUUUAGCACAAACGGAGUUCGUAGUUUUUAUACGGGAUUGAGCGCAGCUGUUCUUCGUCAAUUGACUUAUACAACCAGUAGACUUGGAAUUUAUACCACGUUGUUGGAUAUGGGAAAACAACAUUUUGGUUAUUUAAAUUAUGUAACGAUGAUUAGUCUUGGGAUGAUAGCUGGCAUGAUGGGCUCCUUUAUUGGUACCCCUACAGAUUUGAUAUUGAUACGCAUGGUAGCUGACAUAAAUUUGCCAGCAGAAAAGCGAAAGAAUUAUAAGAAUGCUGUCAGUGGCAUCUUCGACGUAUGGAAAACCGAAGGAUUUACUGCAUUGUGGAGAGGAGCAGUGCCGACAAUGAGCAGAGCAGCAAUUGUCAAUGGAGCACAAUUAGGCACUUACACUAGAGCCAAAAUGAUGCUGCAAGACACAGGAUAUAUUCAAAAUGGUAUAUCAUUGCAAUUUGCUGCUGCCUUGAUGUCCAGUAUAAUUACAUGUUUUGCCUCGAUUCCGGUGGACGUUGCUAAAACUAGGAUUCAAAACUGGAGACAGUCCACGAAAUCACCUAAUAUCAUUGCUAUGAUUAUUAAUAUAGUUAGAACAGAAGGCUUAAUAACGUUAUGGCGUGGUUUACUCCCAUAUUAUUACAGAGCGGCACCUAACACUGUAAUUACUAUGGUGUGCGCCGAUCAACUUCAUCAAAUGUAUUUUACAUUUUUUUCGGCUUCAUAA